AUGGCCCAGAGAUACCAUGUCUUUUCGCUACCUCCUGAAUUGCUGGAGACCCUUACACUCGGAAAUCUAAUCAGUCAACCACCACCCACGGAGGUCUCGACUCUCAUACAAACAACUCCUCCAGUAUCAGACAACGCGAGGGCGUGUAACAUUUGUCUCGGAGCAAUCUUUGCAGACGUAACUGAGCAAAGAUCUCAUUUUCGAUCCGACUGGCAUCGAUACAAUGUAAAGAUUCGCCCUGAGGGGCCAGCAUUCGCGCAACUUGUUGACGGACUUGAAGAUUCACUUUCAGGGUCUGCAUCAUCUGAUGAGAGUUCUGAUAACUCCGAUGCAGUCAAGGUUCUAGUCAAAAAAAUCAAGCGAAGAUCAAGAUCACCUUCGCACAGCGAGGAGCGACAAAUACCGCUUACAGCGCUUACUUGGUUCCAUUCACCUCCAUCUACUCAAUUUGGGGCUGAAGACCAUUCAAGAACGUGUGAAAGGUGGACGAAAGUGGGCCUAUGUUUAUGGUCGCCGGAGGUCACUUUGCAGGCGCAAAUAGUAGAAGUCAGUAGACCUGUAGAAGAUUCAGGAUCCUACUACUUCUGCAAAAAAACGAAGAAGAAACCGCCAAACCCAAGUCGGAGACCUCGCCGUAAACAAGGUGGUUCGCAAUCGGUCAAUGACAAUUCCAAGGGUGCUGCCAUUAGUGCAGGUGCCAUGCUUCGUCGUUAUGGCGAGCAAGCUCUCCGAGAUGAUAUUCGCAACCUUCUUCUUGACUGGGCUGAUGACAUUCAGGGCUGCGAAAGAAUCUGGUUACGUGCUAGUGUCUCUAACAGGCGGAUCUUUCUCGACUAUGAGAAUUGCGUCAUCAACAAAGGAGACGAUCGUCUGAGGACCUUCCCUUUUCCAACGCGCCGACCCACUCAAUCUGAGCUUGUGCGAUGUCUCCUGGAGCUCACUCAAGUGAAGACGUCACAUCUUACAGAGGAAGCACUUCGGGCGCAGGACGAAGCGUUCUUGGCCUCCUUGCCCAAUCCCAAAGCUACACCUUCCAUCGCGCCUGCUGCGGUACCUGAAAAGGCAAAACCACAACGAUUAACUAAGGAGGAGGAAAUCUACCGUGAGAAGUGGUAUCGAUUACUAGAUAUGAUCAGCAAAGGUCGUUCAGAGCCUCUGAAAUCCUUUUGGGAACGCGAAGGCGCUUCCCUUGGUGGCGUCGACGCUCCCAUACCAGAAUGGACAGAGGAUAGGCGCACAUCGUUGCUCCAGGUCGCUGUACAAUCAGGUCAGGAAGACGUUACGCGCUGGCUGUUGUACGAACUGCACGCCGAUCCAACCAUCGUCGUUCCAUCUUUAGGCGUGCAUCAAGAAACAGCUGCCAAUGAAUCUGACGCAUCGAAUGUGCCUCCUCUACAAGGUACAGGUUCGCGCCGUACUGCCUAUGACUUGGCCCGUACAAGAGCAGUCCGUGACGUCUUUCGCCAAUGCGCGGGAGAUCACCCUGACUGGUGGGACUGGUUCGGAGCGGCACGUGUACCAAGCACGUUCAACAAGGAAAAGGAAGAAGCGAGGGACGAGAAGAAAAAACAAAGAAAGAAAGGCCUGAGAGAGAAAAUGCGGGAACGGGAGGCCAGAGAGAGAGAACGGGAAAGUAAACAGUCUGACAUUGAUGACGAACAGGUGGAAACAAAGUCGGAGCUUCGCUCUCAAGACCCUACGGCUCCUCGAAAGCUCGGAGGUUCGUCCGGCGCAGCUGAUCGUGUUGUUGGCUUAACUGCUGAGUUGAGAGCAAAGGUGGAGCGGGAACGAAGAGCCCGAGCGGCCGAAGCACGGUUGAAAAUUCUUACUCAGGCUGGAGCAUGA
This is a messenger RNA of Suillus bovinus, 1845 nucleotides long. RefSeq lists its product as uncharacterized. The record is from RefSeq and is a predicted model, not a curated record. The transcript is spliced from 7 exons. Lineage: Eukaryota; Fungi; Basidiomycota; Agaricomycetes; Boletales; Suillaceae. The coding region runs from base 1 to 1845 and encodes 614 amino acids.